Molecule: messenger RNA, 1047 nt
Organism: Diaporthe amygdali
Lineage: Eukaryota; Fungi; Ascomycota; Sordariomycetes; Diaporthales; Diaporthaceae
Exons: 1
Coding region: 1-1047 (348 amino acids)
Source: RefSeq, a predicted model, not a curated record
AUGAAGUUUACCACAAUCGCAGUUGCGGCCUUGUCCGCAGCCUCCACCAACGCCAUCGCAAUCGCCGUCGCCGAGGCCAACCCCAACCCGGCCCCUGAGGCAUGGUGCCAGUCGAAGGGCGAGCCCUGCUGGAAGGUGAAGCGAGCCGCCGACGCCCUCACCGAGUCUCUCCACUCCUCAGGCGGGUACAAGGCGUCCCGCGGGGCCGACAUCUCCAACUACCAGGGCGGCGCCGCCUACCACGCCAAGAGGUCCUUUGAAGAGCUCGCCAACCUCGUGGCGUCAGCCUUCCCCGACCCUGAUGCCCUCUACGAGGCGCUCGGCCUGGGCGACCACUUCGGCCCUGACUCCAACCUCACCGAGGCCGACGGCCAGGGCGAGCCUGUAGACCCCGAGAGCCGCCCGCCCGCAGAUCCCUCCUCCGCCGCUCCCCUCGCCGCCCGUGACGGCGCCGCCGCCAUCGACCCGAGGUGGUGCCGCUGGAAAGGUGAGGGAUGCUGGAAGCGCGAGGCCACACCCUGGUGCAGGUGGAAGGGUGAGGGCUGCUGGAAGCGUGCGGUCCAAAUGACACCUCGCGAGGCCGAAGCCAACCCAUGGUGCCGGUGGAAGGGCGAAGGGUGCUGGAAGCGCACGGACGAGAACACCUCGGCGGUCCAGAGGCGCGACGCGGCACCCGCCUUCUGCCCCUUCGGCGGCGAGGCCGGCUCCGUAUGCUACGCCUCCAAGCGCGACUUCAUCGAGGCCGACAAGCGGUCGUGCGAGCAGCCUGGCGAGGCGUGCCACAAGGCGCGCGCCGCGGCCGAGGCGCUCAUCGACGCCAUCGAGACCGCCGACGCCGUCGAGCCCGAGAAGCGUGACACCAGCGACGUCGAGGCGCGCUGGUGCCGGUGGAAGGGCGAGGGCUGCUGGAAGCGCGACGGCAUGGACGAGGUCGUUGCUCGUUGCAAUGCCCCCGGCGGUGCUUGCACUGCUGCCAAGCGCGACCUGACUAGCAUGCACGCCGCUGCUCGCAGCUUCCUCGACACUCUUGAUGCUGAGGUUUUCUAG